AUGUCCAUUGAUCUCAACUGGGAAACCGUCACAUCUGGCCCUGACGGAAUUGCCUUGGCGGAGACGAUCCGCACGUUCAUACAUGACAGAUUCCAGACAGUGACGUUACCCCGGUUCAUUAAGUCGGUCAAGGUCCACACAUUUGAAUUCGGGUCGGUGGCCCCGGAGAUAGAGCUCAAGGACAUCUGUGACCCAUUGGCGGAUUUCUACGAGGAAAAUGACGAGGAGUCCGCCUCUGAUGAGGAGGCGGGAGGUGAUGAUGUAGGAUGGAAGCCACCCACCACCACCCCUGAAGCCCGCACUCUUAGGGAGAGACGGCGAACCGACAGAGAGGCGCGUUCCAGCCGACCGCCUCAUGACAGGAACUCUGCCCUUUACGCUGACACACGGUUUACUGGGAGUCGAGGUCUGCAACCUUCAGAGCAGGGAAAUUCAUUCUUCGGCCCACACACCCCCGGCAUAUCAGGAGGUACUUCAAAUCUUAACUACUUUCAUUCCCAUCUUGCUUCUGGCCUCUCGGGGACUCAGACCCCUCUUGCAGCGGUGGCGGGGGCACACCUUCCUCAUGGCUGGCCGGAUCGCAGCGCCCAAUUAGGAAAUCGCAGAAUCAGCCACCGUCACUCUGCAAGUGGCAGUUCCAUGGCCCCCUCCAUCGGGGAUGCUGCCCAACAGGCCUUGGAGCGGGGGAGCGUGUCGACAUUCUCGCCACCUGGCACACGUCCUCCCACGCAGGAUGGUCUGCUGAACGAAGCCAUCGACGACGAGCCAACCUCACCGCCCCGUCGUUUCAAGGAGCCCCGUGUCGAAGACCUGCAGACCGUCUUCCGCGUCCGUUACUCCGGCGACAUCAGGCUGUCACUCACUGCGGAGAUCCUGUUGGACUAUCCCAUGCCCAGUUUUGUCGGAAUCCCUCUGAAACUCAACAUUACCGGGCUCUCAUUCGAUGGCGUGGCAGUGCUGGCAUACAUUAGGAAGAAGGCCCACUUUUGUUUUUUGUCACACGAAGAUGCGCUGAAUGCCAUUGGGCCCGAAGAUUUGGAUGACCCUGCGGGCACCCCCAACGGUCUCAAGAUGGGGGGACUCCUACAGGAAAUCAAGGUCGAGAGUGAGAUCGGCCAGCGGGAGAACGGAAAGCAGGUUCUGAAGAAUGUGGGCAAGGUCGAGAAGUUUGUCUUGGAACAGGUCAGGCGCAUCUUUGAGGAUGAAUUUGUAUACCCCAGCUUCUGGACCUUUCUGGUCUGA
Pseudogymnoascus verrucosus is the source of this 1242-nucleotide messenger RNA. RefSeq names its product ERMES complex subunit mdm12 (gene MDM12). NCBI's taxonomy places the organism in Eukaryota, Fungi, Ascomycota, Leotiomycetes, Thelebolales, Thelebolaceae. The transcript has a single exon. Gene Ontology annotation, cellular component: ERMES complex. Gene Ontology annotation, molecular function: lipid binding. The record is from RefSeq and is a predicted model, not a curated record. Gene Ontology annotation, biological process: mitochondrion organization; phospholipid transport. Bases 1 to 1242 code for a protein of 413 amino acids.